Acipenser ruthenus (sterlet) is the source of this 11105-nucleotide messenger RNA. RefSeq names its product collagen alpha-1(XIX) chain-like. The coding region runs from base 138 to 3653 and encodes 1171 amino acids. The record is from RefSeq and is a predicted model, not a curated record. The transcript has 55 exons. NCBI's taxonomy places the organism in Eukaryota, Metazoa, Chordata, Actinopteri, Acipenseriformes, Acipenseridae.
UCUCACUUUUUAGUUGCACUCUACUUUAGAAUCGCAGCUGACUGCUAAACAUGUGUGUAUGCUUCUUAUAGGAUUUUUGCUGGGGGGAAACUUUGUAAAUAUUUAUGAGAAGACUAUUCACAUGACUCAAAGAAGAAAUGAAGCACAUUGCAACCUGGACUGUUUUCCUUUGGCUAGCAAGUGUCAGUCCUUUCACCAUUGGAAUGGCUGUUACUGACAGGACAGAUAAGUCAUGCCCUAUAUUAAAGAUUGAAGAAAAAAAUCUUAAACAAAACCAAAGGCACAAUAUUGAAGUGACAGGAUUUGAUCUAACAGAAAAGUUUUUACUAAGGAAGGGGAUUGAAGGAGAAGAAAGGCCAUCUUUUAGACUGGGAAACACACACCUUAUAAAACAAACUGAGUUGGUUUUUCCUAAUGGACUUCCAAAUGAGUAUUCUCUCGUAGCAACAUUCCGACUGAGAAGAACCACUAAAAAAGAACGUUGGUACCUCUGGCAAAUUGCUGAUAAGAAUGGCAGCCCACAGGUAUCUAUUGUUGUAGAUGGAAGUAAAAAGAUGUUAGAAUUUACAGCAAUGGGUCUCCUGAAGAACACUCACCAUUACACCUUCAAGAGUCGAGCUCUUCACUCUCUGUUCGACCGGCAGUGGCACAAGUUGGGACUCAGCGUCCAGUCCAAAAUAGUUACCCUUUACAUGGACUGUAAUCUUAUUGAAAGCAGGCUGACUGAUGAGAAGGACUCAAUUGACGCUGGAGGCAGAACCCUAAUUACGACUCGGAUUGAAGACGGUAGGCCAGUUGAUAUUGAACUUCAGCAAAUAACAAUUUACUGUGAUUCGAAAAUGGCUGAACUGGAAAACUGCUGUGAAAUAGAAGGUGCUACGUGCCCACCAAAGGAAGUGCUCACUGCCACAAUUCCUUCCCUGGUUACCAGUCACCUCCCUAGAAUGCUUUCACAGCCUGCCCAGCAAACAACUGACAGAUGCCAAUGUUCUGCAGACAAGGGUGAGCAAGGCUUACCAGGGGUAUCAGGACAACCUGGUCAGAAAGGGGACAAGGGGGACACGGGAGAAACAGGUGAAGAUGGACAUCCAGGAAACCCUGGUAUGAAGGGUGACAAAGGGUCUGCUGGUGAUCCUGGGAUAAUAGGUCAGGCAGGGCCACAGGGAAAACUGGGACCUGCAGGGAAUGAUGGGAUCGAUGGUGAAAAAGGUGAAAAGGGAGAGAAAGGAGAAUAUGGUCCUGAAGGGAAACCAGGAAAAGAAGGUUUAAAAGGUGAUCCUGGCCCCUCUGGUAUUGGCGGCUCCAAGGGUGAUAAAGGGGAUACAGGUCUUCCAGGUCCACCAGGUCUAUCUGGUCAAACUGAAGGACUGAAGGGAGAACCAGGUCCACAAGGGCCAGAAGGUCAGCCAGGUUCACCAGGCAAGGAAGGUCAAAGGGGACGACGAGGAAGGCCAGGUGUUGCUGGGAACCCUGGAUCCCCAGGACCUCCUGGACCUCCGGCUGCAGUAACAGGAUCAGGAAGCAAAGGAGAAAAGGGAGACCAUGGAAAGGAUGGGAUGAAAGGAGAGAGAGGCGAUCCUGGUCACCCAGCAGGCUCCACAGGAGAAAAGGGAGAAAAGGGUGAAGUUGGACCUAGAGGCCCACCAGGACCUGCAAUGACAUCCCAUGGUCUCAGACAUCUAACUGGAUCUGGAGAAUCGGGGGAGAAAGGACAGAAGGGAGAAAAAGGAGCUGAAGGACAAGGACUGAAGGGUGAAAAUGGGGAGACAGGUCCACCAGGCCCUAUUGGGAGUUCAGGACCAGAGGGUAAAGAAGGGCCGCUGGGCCCUGUUGGACCCAGAGGUGUCCCAGGGGAAGCGGGAUUACCAGGAGACCCAGGGGUACCAGGAAACAAUGGCAUGAAGGGUGAAAAGGGAGACUCUGGUGGGAUGUCAGGGCCUCCAGGACUCCCUGGUCCCAAAGGAGAACCUGGAAUUUCAGGGCUGGGAAUUCCUGGAAAAUCGGGAGAAGGAGCACAAGGACCUAGGGGAUCUCGAGGACCUAAGGGUGAGAGGGGUGUUCCUGGUGUUCCAGGAGAUCCUGGGGGGAGAGGACUCCCUGGAAUAGGGCAUCAAGGACCUCCAGGUCCUAUCGGUCCAGCUGGGGAACCAGGUAUUCAGGGGUCUCGAGGACCACCGGGUUUGCCAGGGCCGGCAGGAGUGCCUGGAGUUGAUGGAACACCAGGGAGGGAUGGGAAAGCAGGUCCCCCAGGUCCCCCAGGAGAGCCAACUGCACUGCCAAUGGUUCGAGACACAGGUGCUCUUUUAAAGAAUGCAUGCCAUGUGUGCCACUUGAGAGCACCGGGCUUGCCUGGACAGAAAGGAGACAAAGGGAUGCCUGGAGAGCCUGGUGCUGAAGGACUGGAAGGUGUGAAGGGUGACCCAGGACUGAGAGGGCCUCCAGGGAAUCCUGGUAGGGAGGGCCCCAAGGGUGUUAAAGGGGAACGCGGAUUUCCAGGUCCUACUGGAGAAAAGGGAGAUGAGGGAACUCCAGGUGUGCCAGGGUUUCCAGGCCCCGCAGGUCGCACUGGAGCUCCUGGCCUUAUGGGAAGACCUGGACCCCAUGGCCAACACGGGACUAAGGGUGAAAGAGGAAGUGAAGGAGCGCCUGGCAGACCAGGACUUCCUGGACCUCCUGGCCAUCCAUAUCUUGAGGGAAAUGGCAUGAGCAGCCUCUACAAGUUGCAGGGAGGUGGAGGUGCUGUUGGCUAUCCUGGUCCCCCAGGUCCUCCAGGUCCAAAAGGCGAUGAAGGUUCAGUGGGAGAACCAGGUGCAAUGGGAUUGCCAGGACUGGAAGGACUACCAGGAGCAAAGGGAGAUCCAGGGGUUCCAGGUACGCCAGGUGAACCAGCCUCACCGGGGAAGCCUGGAUCUCCAGGUACACCAGGACUCCCGGGGGAACCUGGGGAGAGAGGACCUGUGGGUGAGAUUGGCUUUCCUGGACCUGAAGGACCUCUUGGACCACCAGGAAGACCAGGGAAGGAUGGGAUACCUGGAUAUGAGGGAGCAACUGGUAGAACCGGAGACAGAGGAGCCAAAGGAGAGCGUGGGGAUCCAGGCAUACCUGGAGAAAGAGGUCUUCAGGGGGUACGAGGGCGACUGGGAGACAAAGGGGAUGUGGGACCUAUAGGACCCAAAGGCCCGCCAGGAGAUACAGGGAAUCCAGGGCCCUUGGGCUCACCUGGUCCUCCAGGCCCGAUGGCUGAUCCUGCUUCAUUUGAGGAAUUAAAAAUAUUUAUUCGAGAAGAAGUUUUAAGGGUAUUUGAAGAGAGGAUGCCUGGCUUUGCCCCACACAUGAAGUUCCCUGCUGCAAUACUAGCUGCUCAUGGAAGACCAGGCCCUCCAGGCAAUGAUGGGUUACCUGGGCAACCAGGGGAGCCUGGGUCACCAGGACCUCAAGGCUACCGCGGCCAGAAAGGAGAAAGAGGUCAACCAGGCAUAGGACUUCUAGGAGAACCAGGUCCUGCUGGGCCUCCAGGCCCGCCUGGGACUGGUCAUUCAGGCCCAACUGGUUCCCCUGGCCCUGCAGGCCCACCAGGGCCCCAAGGACUGAAUGGAAGGUGUAACCCAGAUGACUGUUACUAUCCUGUAUCCAACCCGCGACGGAACGGAUAGGAAACUCACACAAGUCUCGUAUUUAUUUUUGUAAAACAGCAGUGCUUUAAGGAUUAGUGUAAAGUACAUUAUUGCUGUCUGUAUACACUCGUAAGAGAGUCCUUUCUGAACAUUUUACAGUUUCAAUUAUUUAUUCAGUUUCUUUAGAAAUCUCUAUCUCUCUAUAUUUAAGUUUUUUUUCUUUCUAGAACCUUCCCAGACUGCAUUCCAUGCAUGAGUGUGUAUCUAAAGUUCCAUAGACCUAAAUAUUUGAUUGUACUUUUGACAUGUUCUUUUUUGCCCAACUUUUGUUUUUCUUCCCAAAAGUAGCCUGAAUAAGCCAAGAAAUAUAAACACAUGCUUUUUCGUACUUAGGCUUUGAUCUGAUUCUGAAAAGGGUGACUCCUGAUCAACAGGCCCCCAAAAUAAGCUGCUUUUUGUUACUGCUGGAAGAAUUAAGUUGUUAUGGAGUUUUUUUUUUUUUUUUUCAUUUAAGAAAUCAUGGCAAACUCCAAUUGUAAAUAGUGUUUAUCAUUAUCAAUGUAGCUGGUUUCUAUCCACACCUGUGGUUAUUUAUUUUACAUAUUGUAUUUCAUUUACAACUUGUUAUUCUGAAUCAUGUUUGUGAUAAGACACUUUUGGUAUCUGUGUGGUAGUUAUCCUUUUUUUUUUUUUCACUAUGUGCACAAUGGACACAGCCGCUUUCCGUUGUGCUGGGAAGAUACCACUCUUAAUACAUUGCACAGGUAAUUCACAUUUUUAUAGUUUACAUUACAUGUUGGACAUUUGUAUAAGAACUGUAUAUACUGCUGUCUUGAAUGGUGUUAUGUGUAUAUUUUGGGCUUUAUCAGAGUAAGAUAUUUCAACAUUGAGGGCUUACAAUUUCUGCUAUCAGAUUAUUUUUUCACAAUUAUUGAUUUACUUGAAUUUUUCUUGGGACAGAUAUUUUAUUUUCCUAAAUGACUCAGAAAGGUGCAUAUUGUGCGUGUUCUGUUUGUAUCAGAAGUAGUACUCAGCGCUGUCAAACCUUUAUUUUCCAAACUCGUACAUUUCUUUUAUGACCACACCUCAGUGUCAGCUGUUCACAUCUUAAGGGUGGAAGAUUUCUACAGGAUAUAAACCCUUACUUUCUUUUGAUUGGCUUUACAUUCCCAAAGAGCCUAUAGCAAAAACAAGACAAAAGAGGAUUAUUCUGUGAAAUAGUCUAUUAUAGCCAUCAAUUAUUCAAGCAAACAAAAAAAGCUGUUUAAGUUUCUGAUGGUCCGUGAGUCCCUUAUAGGAGUUUACCACUGUAUUUUUCUUUUUCCAUGGUUAUACUAUGCAUUUACCAUUGUUUACCCUGGUUUGCCAUAAUAUGCUUUAUAAGACCUUGAUAUUCUUUACAAUGCUUAUCUAUGCUUUACCAUGCUUUCCCUAUGUUGUAAUACCCCUUGAUGUGCUUUUACUAUGGGAAAUGUUUAUAAGAGUUUUUGAUGUGUUGACACAUGACACUUGAGAAAUAGGCCUACCGCUUAAGACACAACUGUGCUUGCAAGAAUCUGAUAUACUCAUGUUGACAUCUACUUUACUGAAGGCUUCAGUUGUGGGCAUUUUUAAUGAAACAGUCUGUAAAACAUACUGCAGUGUAAAAAAGUAGAAAGAUUAUAAAAUAGAGUAGGAAGCCACUAGGAUUACAAUCUGUUUUCUUAAUUGAAGCUUUAAUUAGGGGAGAUAUUUGAUUUAGGUUAGUAGCAUUUCAGGGUUUUAUUUUUCUUGGUAGCUCCCAGGUGUGCCAUAAAUGACAUUACAAUGUAAACGUUGUCUGUCUAGCUUUAGAGAAGGUUUGCUGGUAGAAAAAUAUAAAAGGUUAUUUUUUCAGUCUAUUAUUCAAUAAUGUUUUAUUAAUUCAGUGGAACCCAGGAACUUUUACAGUGAUGUUUCUAUAAAGUUUAAUUCAUACAUGUUAAUUAUUACAGUAUAAGGUGCCUGCGGUUUUUACUUUUCCUGUAGAGUUACUUUUGACACUUUAGAAAGUUUAUGCUGAUGCCUUCAUAAAGCUCUAUGAUCUUUUAAGGCCUCAUUUUAAUUAGCUUUUCUUUUUAGCUAGGGUAUGUUUAUUGAAACAUCAUUUAGAUGUAUAAAUAUAUAUUGUUACACAUCCUCACUGGCAACUGGUAUAGUUUACAAAAUGUUUUCAUUUUUUCACAGGUAAGAAAUGUUAUUUGGAUCAUCUCUGUAGUCUGUUUCAAAUAACACAUUGAAUAAUGUACUUUUAAACAAAGCAGUUUUCAAAAUCAUCAUAACAUUUUUGGGGUUUUUAAGGUACAGGUUCAUACAUAAAAUGAACCAAAUGCUGUAUGUUAUGUUACUAAUUAUAAUAUUGAUGUGUCCGUUUUAAGACUUACCAUAUCCAAGUAUUUAUUAAUACUUAAAACAAUCUCUAGGAUUUUUAAAAUAAAGACUUUAUGAAAACAUUGUGUAUGCUUUACCAGACAAAAUUUACUUUUUUGUGGCCAAGGUGUGUUAAGGCUGCCACACACCAGACGUGAUGCGGUUUUUCAUUGGGUGACAAGAUACUUUUGCAGCGACAUGACAAUAUACCCCAGAAGCAACACAUAGGCGAUGUGACAAGUUUGAAAACUGCCAGAUCUAUACAACUAUUAAAAAUUGCUAUUGGCAAAACUAUGAUCAAGACUGGUACAUAUUCAUCAGCAUGAUGUGGAAAUUAUGAGUGUCUUCUCUGACGGUAUUUCAACAUAUAUGGCAAUAAAUCAUACAUACCAAGCUAAUCCAGCUCCUUCUAAAUGGACUCUCAUAUAUUGUCUUUCAAAUCUGUAUCUUUAUAAUUUCGAUGACCUUUGUCAUAAAGCUCUGGGUAUUUUUCCCUGCGUCAUUCUGGAUACUGCUUCACCCUACUGGACCACGUGCAUUGAAGCUGUUCUCUGAUUGGUUAAUUUCCUAGUUGUCGCACGACAAAUCGCAAAAAAUAGGAUUCAACCCUAUUUAUUUGGUGUCACUCCAGUGUCGCCCUGGUGUCGCUCCCAUGUCGCCUGAAAAGUAUAGGUUGUAUUCCUUUUGUCGCAUCGCAUCUUGUGGGUAGCAGCCUUAUUUCCUGUUGUUUUCAAUUAUAAUGGGUUCAUUUUGAAUGCAGUUCAAUUUGUGUCUGUCAAAUUCAACCACAUGAUCAUCUGAUAAUGUGAUGGAGUUGUUGUUUUUGCAUGGAAUAGAGGGAUCAUUAGGAGUUCUAAUCAAAAUGUGAGUUUAAUGUUUGUUUUAUUCCUUGGACUUGAAGGGAUUGAGGCACUAUAAUGAUAACCAUCACAAAUGUUUUCACAAGGUCAUAUUUGCUUGAAGCUUUAAUCAACCUUAAUGAAUCGAAAAAUUUUAAUUGAGCUGAAAAUGACAGUUUUACAUGUUUGUGCUUUCAUUGACCCACCUCAGUAAAAUAUGGAUUCAUACUUUCUUAGUUGCUAUAGAAGAAACAAGAAUAAAGGCUUCAUUUUCAGGCAAUAAAAUGCAAACCCAUAGUCAUUUAAAUAUAAAAAAAAAAAUAUGAGGGACAUUGAUCUUUGUGUGGGAUAGCAUUUUGUCAUAUUCAUAACCUCUAGUGUAUGCAAGUGCUAUUGCUAGGGGGGCCAUGCCCCCUCACUUUUUGCAAAAGAAACAUGUGCAUGGUGGGUGGGGAGGUGCUUGUAUAGCGCAAAAUGUUUAGUUGAGGUUAUGCUUUGUGUAUACUUUUACUUGUGCAUUGUCAUCACUAUCUUAUCAGAAGCCCUUCACUGGUUAUCUGCAGCCAGUGCCAGAGAUUCAGAUUUCAACACUGCUGUCUAUUCUGCAGUGUAAGGGUAGGAUAAACAGGGUAAAGAAAAUUAAGUCCCUCACGCAUAUACUGUAGCAUUCAUGUUAUUUGGAUUCCAAUUCUUGUUUGGUGUCAACCUUUAAUUUUAGUUUUUAAGUUUGAGCUCUGCAUGCUUCUAGUUUGCAUUAUCAAUGUGAUACUAAAGAGUGAGACUACGUUGAUUAUUAGUCUCAACAUCAACGUCCCUGUAAUAAUAAAAAAAAAAAAAUCAGACUGUAUCUCAUUGGCAUGUGCAAUUAACUAUGCAAUUGUCCGCAAGGAAGCUUGCACAGAUAGUAGAAGAGACAUCAUCAAAUUAGUCUCAAUUUCUUACUUUUAGUCUCACAUUUAUGCAAAAUGGGAGGAUCUACCUACAAGCAUGUUUUAAUGGUCUUUUAAUAGAGAAAAUAUUAGUAUGAACCAUGCUUAGCUCAAAUUAACAACACACAAAAAAAAAGUUUCAAGGAUGUUAUGAAUUGAAUACCAAAGGAAUGAUACAUGGGUAAGAAUUGUUUAAUUUUGUACAUCCUAUUAAUUUAACCUCAGGAUCAAGUUCAAAACCCUCACAUGAUUGUUUUUUUUGUAUCCAAUGAAUGUAAUUUAAUGAACAUUUGGAGAGAUCUUUAAUCAUGUAAGUGCUCUGCAAUGUAUGCACAGAAUGCUAAUGAUUUCCUUUUUUCUCACAGAACAUGACGUUGUGCAAUUUAAGAUAUCAUUAAGUGCAAAUUCAAAUGCAUUAAUUAGAGAGGCAGACUAAUGUAGAAUAGGAUAUUAUUUCACAAUCCCACUUGUAGUUUUUCAUUUUUUUCCCCUCUUUUUUAUCAUUUUAAAUUCUACAAAUAUUUUGCACAGGGAACAGAAAUAUCUUGUCAGAUUGCAUGUGUAUAUCGCAAACCUCUGCAUGUUAAUGGAAGGACAUUUGGUUAAAUUGUAUGUUCUUUGGGGGGGACAUGCUGUGCAGAUGACACGGGGGUGGGUGUAUUUACUAUUGUAAAACAUGUUACUCGGAUACUGUGUCAGAUGUUAACAGCUGCUUUUUACAUACUUUGUAUCAUUUGUUGUCCCCAUGAUCAACAUUAGGCCAGUUUACAUGUGUGACUAUUUCAUGUGAAUCGACAAUACACGUGAAACUUGGCAGGGAAAGCUCCUGAAAGUGUCCCAAAAAACGGUUUCAGUAUUUUACCGUGAAACUGUCAAUUUCUCAACACAAGUUUCUCGCGAAAAUGUUAAUUAGCUUGUUCAGGUCCUUUCCUAAAGCCGCUAUAAAAGUCACAUGGGAAUGUGUAAGUUACCAUGGUCCAAAGAUGGCAGCAGGGAAAUUAAUGUUUUGUUUGCAGUAUUUCCCUUAUCAGAUUGAUGUUGCAGAUAACCCCACUUUUUUCUCCGUCCUCCCUAGAACUUUGCAUAAUGCUAAUCAUACACGGAUCUAAAUGUGUGUUGGAAAGUAUCAUACAGAUUGUAUUUACCAAGUUUCUGUUUAAAACUUACUAAAAAUGUUUGAUAAAUUGCAUCGUGGGCUUGUGAAUUCAUGUGGUUACAGCUACUGUACAGUACUUCAGAGUACACUUGCAAUUAGCUUUCCAAACAGCUAUCAAAAUUUCUUUAUUGUAAAGUACUACUAAGUACUGUUUAAAUGUGUAUAACUACACUCCCAUGUCAUUUCUCCUAGUUACUUAUGUCUGAGCAAAACUCGUGUCCAUCCUCCACUUACAUCCAUUGCAGCGAUGAAGAGGCUCGGGUGUUAAUAUCCAUAAGGGAGGAGGAUAGGAUGAGGCAGCUUGAUACAAUGCACAACACGAACGUUGUUUAACCCACUCUCAAAAUAAAAUGUGGUGUGGAAUUUUCGCUACUUAUUUCUUGGGAAUCAACAAUACCACUCAAUAUUCCAAUUCUUUAUUAAGCAGAAGCAGUCAUACAAGUACAGCACAAAUGAGGAUGCUAUAUUUGGUAUAAAGAGAUACAAAACAAGCUUAUGAAUCAAAAAUGUGAUACAAAAUAAAAGUACACUGUCGGGAUACAAAAUAAAGAUAGCCGUGCAUCUCUAAUAGCAGGACCCUCUUCAUAUCUCUAAUAGCAGGACCCUCUUCAUAUCUCUAAUAGCAGGACCCUUUUCAUAUUGCUGUUGUACAAUUCUUGCUGGAGGCUGAGGUAGCUAACUAACAAACCCCCACUCCCACCCACACAGACACACACAGAUGAUGUGUGAAAAGCAGUGUGGGCGACAACACGAAAACAGUAUUAAAAAAGCAGGCACAACCCAUCAGCAAAUCAGAUCUUUAAUAACCAUUUACGUCAAACACGUUAAACUUUUGUCUGCUCAUGUAAACAGUAUUUUGGGGGCUUUCACGGUUAACAGCAUGAGAAUCUAAGUGGGCCGUCAGCAUGACUAAUUUAAAUCUGACCCCCCUCCCCCUCUCCUUCAUUUGCAUAGCGUUCCAAAAGGAAAUGAGAGGCUUUACAUGAAAACACAAAAAGGCACCAUGUCCACGUUUAUUUCACGAGAAACAGAUGUCUCGAGAAAAGAAAACACUCAUGUAACGUGGCCUAUUGAGACACAUGGUGCUGUAAUAACUGACCUCAAAAACAUGUUUUAAAAAUCUAGUUUUCCUUCCACAGUGCUAUUAAGUCAUUCAGUUCCGAUGUAACGGGUAUAUCGCCCCAGCCCCACUGUAGAGUCUAAAAACACUUUCUUUCUGUGCUGCACAAACUGCACAUAGGAAUCUAUUUAGGUCCUGAUGGCCUGUAACAUUGGAGCAGGACGUGAUUGACUCGAUGAUAACAUUGAUUUCACCAGGACAGUCUGGGAAAGUUUGUCGCUUUUUUUUUUUUUUUUGGCCUGUAUUGCAAUAUGCAUGAAUCAUUCUGAUUCAUGCAUCUCUUAAAGAAAACAGAAUAAUAUGUGACUGCAUUGUAAUGUUAAAUAAAUAAAUAAAUAAAUGAGCUGUCCCAAAUACACCUGUGAAACCUAAGCCGUACCAAGACCCAGCACCAGAGUCAAAGUGAAAUUCAAUUCAAACAAAUGGCAAACAAAUUAUUUUUACAAAAUUUUUAACAAUUGGGGUCUUGUGAAAACGUGGUUCUGCUAAUACGAGUACCUCUUUAAUAUGUUUUUUUUUUUCUGGUGUCUAAAUUGAUCUCUUUUGUAUAAUGCUAUAUUAAUGGCAGUUGCCAAAUAAUGUAACCUUUUGUGUAUGCAAGCAACGUUUAAAGCAUGUUGGUGUAUGACACGUUUUUGCUUUAUUUAUGCCAUUAUAUUUAUAUCAGUUAUCAUUUAUUACAAGUGCUGUAUGGUCAUCAUACAUUUAUAAUUAUUGAAUAGCAAAAUGUUUUUAUUGUUCUACCUCAAUGGAGGAUUAGGUUAUUUUGACUUGUAUGUAUUGUUUUGUAUCACUGUUAUAUCAAGCUGUUAUCUAAACUCACAAAUAUUGUGACUUAAAACAUACAUGUAAAAUCUGAAAUGAUCACUAACUGGAUUUUGCUAAACGAGAUGAUGUGGAGAUUACGAAAAUGUAUUUAAGUUUAUUUAAUUAGUUUGUCUGUGUUAUGGUUAUUGAGUUUUAACAUACUUAAAUGUGUAUUUUUUAUACUCAUGGUUAUCUUUGUCCUUAUUCUCUUGCAUAACUUUAAAUGAAAAAUAAAACAUGCUUCUGUGUUAA